Molecule: messenger RNA, 181 nt
Organism: Cinara cedri
Lineage: Eukaryota; Metazoa; Arthropoda; Insecta; Hemiptera; Aphididae
Source: the annotation of a GenBank genome assembly
AUGGAUAUUGAUAUCGAUAUUGAAAUGUUGAUUUCCCUGGUUGAAAAUAGACCUGUGCUUUGGGAUAAAACUUCAGAAAGAUACAAAAUUAAACAGCUUAAUUUUACGGCAUGGAUGGACAUCUGCAAAAUGAUACAUCCAAGUUUUGAUACAUUAUCUGAUAAAGAAAAAAACGAAUUUG